Molecule: messenger RNA, 4102 nt
Organism: Siniperca chuatsi (mandarin fish)
Lineage: Eukaryota; Metazoa; Chordata; Actinopteri; Centrarchiformes; Sinipercidae
Product: gamma-aminobutyric acid type B receptor subunit 2-like
Exons: 19
Coding region: 1178-3847 (889 amino acids)
Biological process (GO): G protein-coupled receptor signaling pathway; gamma-aminobutyric acid signaling pathway
Cellular component (GO): membrane; G protein-coupled receptor heterodimeric complex
Molecular function (GO): G protein-coupled GABA receptor activity
Source: RefSeq, a predicted model, not a curated record
UAUUUCCCUCUGAGAUGUAGCGGAGUGGAAGUAUAAAGUAGCUGACGAAUGAAAUACUCAAGUACCUCAAUAUUGUGCUUAAGUUCAUUACUUGAGUAAAUGUAUUUAGUUACUUUCCUCCACUGGCUCCACUUGGUUUCUUGAUAGGAUACCUUUAAAACUAACGACUGGACCCGCCAUGGUUUAGCUUUUAGCAUCAAACAGAAGACUUUGGGCCCCGCGGGUUAGACUGCACAGGUACUGAAACUCUUUCGUUACACCAGGGAUUUGCUGAAAUGCACCCAGUUAGCGUGUUUUAAGACUUGUACACAGAAUGAAUGAAUUGCACUGUAGCUGCUUGUUGGCGAUAUUCGACUGUAGUACAAAUGUUUGGUUGUGUGGUUUUCUUUGUCGUGUAUGUUUUGGUACGUGUGCUAAACAGUGAUGCAAAACCAAUCGCAAUAAUGUCAGAAAUCUUAAACUGAAUCUAAUCUAAUGUUAACAAGCUAACAUUAGCAAGCUAAAAGGAUAGUUCAGCUUGUUAAUGUGUGUUAGCAUGCUAACUCUAGUUAUGUUAACAUUCAAAUGUUAAGAUUUUUUACAUUAACAAACAUUUGGUACUUAAUUUAUCUGACCUGUGUUAUAGUGUAUUAUAUUGUUUGCUUAGUGCUUCUCUUCCUGUGUGCGCUGACGUGACAGUGAGCUGCUGUAACGAAAGAGUUUCCCCUCGGGGAUCAAUAAAGUAUUUCUGAUUCUGAUUUAGCUCAAAGUCCAGCUGAGUCUGAUGAAACCUGAUCCGAGAAGCUGGUCUGAAACGUCCUAAAAAGGCCGCCGUUCAGAGGACAAACCCGUUGAUUUAGGUAACUCCUGUAUAUGAUCUUUGUCCUGAGGGUGGCGCCAGUGUAACGUACCAGGUUAAGAUUAGAUUAGGUUGGUUUUCUGGAGUGUGAUGAAGAUUAUGUCCUACAGGGCUGCAGUCUAAAUUCACCUCCUGUGCGUCUUCAGCCGGUAGAAACAGUGAGCAGUCUGUGCUGAGGAUCCUGGUGACAUCUUGUGUCGAUGUUGAUCCUUUUAUCUCCUCGGUCGGCCUCCUCGGGCUCUCAGCUGCUUACAGCACAAGAGGAUUAGCGUUUCCCUGCAGGAGGAUCAGAGCAGAGCAUCGGGCGGAGAGGAGAAGUGGCUGCAGCUGAAGCAGAGAAUGGAGCUGCGUGGACGGGUGGAGGUGUUCAGGCUGCUGCUGGUCUGCUGGCUGGUAGUCGGGCCGGUGCUGGCUCAGGUCCGCCACCCUCUGCCUGCGCUGUGGAUGAUGCCCGUCAGCUGUGGGUCGGGCAGGGAGAACGUGACCGCUGCUGUGGCCCCGGCUGUCCGACUGGCUCUGCAGGACCUGAAGAGACAACCACCUCCGCUGGGAAACUAUGAGAUCCAGCUCCAGCUGCUGGACUCUCAGUGUGAUCCUGCUAAAUCACUCAAAGCUCUGUUUGACGCCAUGUGGGCGGGGCCGAAGUACCUGCUGGUGUUCGGAGGGGUGUGUCCAUCUGUGACGGCGCUCAUCGCCCGCUCUCUGCCAGCUCUCGACCUGGUGCAGGUAUCUUUUGCGGCCUCGUCCCCCAGCCUGUCCAACAGGAAGUGGUACGGGAACCUGUUCAGCACGGUGCCGUCAGACCGAGCUCUGAACCAGGCCACAGUGAAGCUGCUGCAGCGCUACAGGUGGACCAGAGUCGGUAUCAUCACACAGGAAGGACCCAGACUCUCAGAGGUGAUGCUGAAACGCCACAGGGAUGUUCACGAUGCUAACGAUGAUAUGAAGAAGGAUCUGAUCAGACAGCUGCUGAAGGCUGAUGUUCAGGCUGUUUCCACAGAAAGUCUCUCUGAGGACGUCUGCAGCAGCGUGAGGAGGCUGAAGGAAAGUGAUGUUCGGAUCAUCAUCGGACAGUUUGAAGAGGAUUCUGCCUCUGAGGUUUUCUGCUGUGCCUACAGACUGAACAUGUUUGGAGCUCGGUACCAGUGGGUGGUUGCUGAUGGAGGAACGGCUGGAUGGAGGCUGGGGCGGCCGGUUUCUGGCUGCGCGGCCAACAGUCUGCUGAUGGCUGCGGACGGAUCCAUCAGGCUACAGAUCAGACAGCUCAGCUACACAAACACGCCGGGAGUCUCUGGACGGACUCCUCGGGACUACCAGGACUCCUACCUCAGACGUCUGAUCCAGGUGGGGUCAGAGGUCAGCCCCCUCCACACCUUCGCCUACGACGCUGUUUGGGUCGCGGCCAGAGCCCUCAGUCAGGUGAUGGAGGCUGUGAAGCACAGAGAGAAGUACAGCAGCCAGAGAAACGUGAGCGUCAGUGAGGAGGAAGUUCACAAGAGGCUGCUGGAGGCCGUGAAGCAGACGCAGUUUGAAGGAGUCACAGGUCCGGUUUCCUUUCGGAAUGGGGAGAGAGUGACAUCGAUCGAGCUGAUCCAGUUUCAAGGCAGCAGCGGUGUGCUGGUGGGGGAGUUCGGUACUGCCACCCAACAGCUCCGACUGAUGAACCACCUGCUGCGGUUUAAAGGUCCAGGACCAGCCAGAGACCGGACUCUGGUCCUUGAGGUGCGGCGGCAUGUCAGCCUCCUCCUGUACGGCAUCGCUUCAUCGGCUGCAGCUGCGACCAUCUUCGUCACUCUGGCUGUCCUCUGCUUCAGCAUCGUCAGCCAUAGACGCUGGACGCUGAGAUGGAGCGGUGGAUCCCAGGACGAGCUGCUGCUGCUGCUGGGCAUCCUGCUCUCCUCAUCCUCAGUCCUGAUCUCCGGUCUGGACGGAGCCUCGCUGUCCGACCAGACAUCUGAGCUCCUCUGCUCUGUUCGUCUGUGGACUCUCUCAGUGGGACACACUGUGGGCUUCGCUGUGCUGUUCACCAAAACAUGGAGGGUUUACUCACAGAAGCAGACUCGUCUGCAGCGAGCCGGCUGUGUGGUGCUCUGGAUGGUCCUGCUAGAUGUGUUUGUUUUAACCUCCUGGCAAAUCCUGGACCCCCUCAGACGGGUGGUGCUGCAGCACAGCUUGCAGCGUGACCCUGCUGAUCAGGACGUUAUUGUCCGGCCGUACUCUGAACACUGCAGCAGCACCAACAUGGAGCUGUGGCUCACUGCUGUCUACGGAUACAAAGGACCUCUACUGGGUCUUGGAUGUUUCGUUGCCUGGAACAUCAGGACUGUGCAGGUAGAUCAUCCAGCUGUCAGCAGUAAACACCUGACACUCAGUAUGUUUGCUGUGACGGUGUUCAGUGUGUCAGGAGUGGCAGGAUCACUGCUGACGUCCCACAAUCCUCCUGUUCAGUUCUGUCUGACCAGCGUCCUCAUCCUCUGCUGUAACAUCUUCAUCCUGAGCUGGCUGUUUGGACCAAAGUUUUGGUAUGUGUGGCUGAACGGCAGCGAGCUGCAGGGAGAAGCUGAAGAGCAGCUGAGCAGCUUAAACCAGCAGCUGAAGAGUCUAACUGCACAGCUUGAUGUAGAAAUAGAAACCAUCACCAUGCAACUCUCGGAGACGCCCGAGUCAGCUGCUCCUGACCAGAAGCUUCACCACCUGCCAAGAGAAAAAAACAACGCAGGUGAAGUCAGAUCCGUGACGUUGACUCAUGUAGCUCAGGUCUGUGCUGAGGACAGAAACUCAGAGAGGAAACCGACAAGUCCAGACGGCAUAAACUCUCCUGAACAUGUGCGGCGACGUCUGUCCCUGCAGCUGCCGAUCCUCCAUCACUCCUACCUGCCCGCCAUCGGUGGCAUCAGCGCCAGCAGCUCCAUUCUGUUCGGCAGCCGGGAGGCCUUCGUUCACCGCGACCUGCUGACGACAACUCCCUGUACGCCUAACGGCACACAACUGGAGCCACUUUACUGCUGAACCAAUCAGACGGCAGCCGCGACCUUCACUUGUGAACGGCUGUUCUGAACUAGAGGAUUUUGGUCCAGUAUUUAUAUAUUUUAUUAUUAGAUAUGGAAAUAUAUAUGGGACCAUGUAUAUUCACAAUAGUACCCUUUCCCACCCAGAGUAACAGCACCAUUGUAAUCCCGACUCUUUGUGAUUUUAAUCUAACACUGUUACGAAUAACGUGAUUUGUAAGAAAACUUUUUUGCCAUUAAAAUGUUUUAUAAUCUA